This is a messenger RNA of Candidula unifasciata, 908 nucleotides long. The record is from the annotation of a GenBank genome assembly. NCBI's taxonomy places the organism in Eukaryota, Metazoa, Mollusca, Gastropoda, Stylommatophora, Geomitridae.
AUGAGCAGUACUUUCCACCUUUAGAGCUAGGAUUCUUCCAGCACCAAGAACACCAGCUUGAACAUCAUCAUCAUCAGCAGCACCAUCAUGGUCACAGUGACAUUCGGGCUGAGCCAACCAUAUCUUACCAGGUCUUGUACCCAUACACGCCACCUCAAAUGGAUGACCGAGCAAGCAUGCCUGAGCAGACAGCAGAAGUCUCACAGUCUAAGAUUAUGGAAGUACCAGUUGUAUACAGGGACUAUAAGGUAUAUGAAACCCACUAUACAGAGGAGCCAUUGACCAGUGUCAACCCUGAGAAUCCACCAGUCGAUCACUAUUUUGCCAGCAUGGAUAUUAAGGGACCAGAACUAACUUACAGUGAUACCAACAGAAAUGAUAGUCAUUAUGAUAGUGUUGCAGGGCCAGGUGCAGGAAGUUCUGAAGUUAUAGAUACAGAUAAUGGACUCCUACCAUUAGUUGAAGAACACACAGCCAGUAAGAGUCUUUUUGAAGUUUCCAGUGAAGAACAGACUAUGUUUAAUCAAAUGGAAAAAAGCACAGAGGAAAUAAGAGGACAUGCACAGAAUGGUGAAGAUGAUGAGAAUGGAAACAUUACAGAAAAGGUAACAAUAUUUGUAGAUCUCUGGACUGAAGCAUCCCGCCCCUCCCCAACCUACCUAUGUUUUCUUUGUGUCGUCGCCCCUACAAGUGCGUGUGUGUUUGAGAGAGAGAAAAAAAAUGGUGGGGGGGGGGGGUCGACAUGCAUGUCUGAUGUUUGCAGUUUGCCACUAAUGCCGUGCUGUAAAUGUUUCAAGCCUGUAUUUAGACUCCCAAAUAGUACAGUAUUUAUCCAGAGUGUGUGUCCAUGGUCUCAUCAGCGACCUAACUGGGGAAGAUCUAUUAAAUGUGUUCAAACCUUGACCUAG